Messenger RNA from Ricinus communis (castor bean), 736 nucleotides. Its product is annotated as non-classical arabinogalactan protein 31. The coding region runs from base 24 to 605 and encodes 193 amino acids. NCBI's taxonomy places the organism in Eukaryota, Viridiplantae, Streptophyta, Magnoliopsida, Malpighiales, Euphorbiaceae. The record is from RefSeq and is a predicted model, not a curated record. The transcript has 2 exons.
UACACCUCUAAACCAGCACCAAUAUGCAUCUUCAUAUUCUUUCAUUUCUUCAAGAUAUUUUGAGACACAUACAGAGAGAGAGGAGAGGGGGAGAGAUGGGUAGUUUUUCAUUGACAUUGGUUGCAGCAGCACUGCUACUGGUGGUGUGCACCAAUUUAGCAGUGGCUUGGGAGGGAACUGGAGUGAUACAUGUGGGUGGUAAAGUAAUGUGCCAAGAUUGCACCAAGGGCUAUCAUGAUUGGGUUAAUGGUGAUAGGCCUAUUAAAGGAUGCAAGGUAUCCCUUACAUGCAUGGAUGAGAGGAGAAGAGUAAUGUACUAUGAAAGUGACAUAACAGAUGAAGAAGGGCAAUUUGACAUGACAGUAACCAAAUACAUCAAUGGGAAAGAACUGAAAGAGAAGUUAUGCUCAGUAAGGCUAGUUUCUUCACCGGAUCAAACCUGUAACAUUCUUACUGAUUUUGCUGGUGGGAAAUCAGGAGUUAAGCUGAGGAGGCCUACACUUAUUUACAGGGACAUGGUGAAGUAUAUGCUUCAACCUUUUUACUUCACUACUCCAAUGUGUGAGGAGCCUGAUACCAGUCAAUCUGAUGGAACCCAUUAUUGAUUUCUUGUUUGUAUUCUUAAAAUUUUCUUUUCUGUCAGCUCUUCUCUUCUUUUCAUUCGGAUGGCUUCUUCCUUCAUAUAAUGGGAGAUCCACAUUUCUAUAUUCAAAUAUACAUGCACUUGCUUCUACAA